Messenger RNA from Silurus meridionalis, 7905 nucleotides. RefSeq names its product SET domain containing 1A, histone lysine methyltransferase (gene setd1a). Gene Ontology annotation, molecular function: histone H3K4 methyltransferase activity; RNA binding; protein binding. The record is from RefSeq and is a predicted model, not a curated record. NCBI's taxonomy places the organism in Eukaryota, Metazoa, Chordata, Actinopteri, Siluriformes, Siluridae. Gene Ontology annotation, cellular component: Set1C/COMPASS complex.
GUUGUGAGACAGACUGUAAUGGCGGACAGGAGAGGUGUACAGUUAUAGCAUGGAUCCAGACAGCGGGGCGGACACCCAGCGAACUCUCAGCCUGCAAUGGAAGAGCUACAAACUCUUACAGGACCCGGCCAUCCGCAGGGUCGCUCAGAAAAUCUACAGAUACGAUGGGAUUCACUUCAGCGUCCCGGACUCAGGGUUUCCUCCUGUGGGGGAGUUACGUGACCCUCGACCUCGGAGGAUCUGGUCCAGACACACAGAGAUGUUGCUUCCUUUGCCCAAAUUUAAGUUGGACGAGUACUACGUGGGUCCCAUCCCGCUGAAGGAGGUGACGUUCGCUCGGCUCAACGACAACAUCAAAGAGCCCUUUCUUUUGGAGAUGUGCACUAAAUUCGGGGAGGUGGAGGAAAUGGAGAUCCUGUUCCACCCAAAGACACGCAAGCACCUGGGUUUGGCUCGCGUUCUCUUCACCAGCACCAGGGGGGCCAAAGACACCGUCAAACACCUGCACAACACCUCCGUCAUGGGCAACAUCGUCCACGCACAGCUCGACAUCAAAGGUCAGCAGAGGAUGAAAUAUUACGACCUGAUCGUUAGUGGAUCGUACACACCCCAGACUGUACCCACUGGAGGAAAAGCCCUGAGCGAGAAGUUUCAGCCCCCUGCUCCAGCUCAGCCCGACACUUCGUCAGAUAUCAGGAGGAAGCUCUCCACAGAUCAGGUUCCGGUUCCUCCGCUCGGCAGCACCACCCCGUGCUCCGUGGACACCGGGUUUACGGAACAGCGUCUAGACACGCCUCCGUCCUCCCUCGGGGGACCGUACACCCCCGGCUCGUCGUGCUCCUCGCAAGGGGGCGGGACUCCUUACACGUCACGCUCUGGAACCCCCUUUUCCCAGGAUUCGGGGUACUCCGGGGGCAGACAUGGAGCUUACAGCGGUGGUCCUGUGGGUGGAGGUUUCCCAGCGCAGGACAUGCUCCCUUCAUCAUCCUGCUCUUCUUCCGCCGUGUCGUCUUCGUCCGGGUUCAAGCCUCGCUAUUACGAUGAGGCUCACGGAGUCCCUCCUCAAGACCCCGCGGCAUUCCACCGUGGUCGCCCCGGGUUCCCUCCUCCUCCUCCCCUUCCCUGCUACCCCCCUUAUCAAAACGCCGGUGCUGCCGCGAUGCACAUGCCCCCUCACAUGCCUCCAUCGGGCUCCCUGUACGAGUCUCCACCGGUGGGCGAACGAGAGCGGGACAGGGAUCGGGACAGAGGGCAGCGAGACCGAGACAGGGAGCGAGACCCCGGGCGAUACGGAGUGCCUCGGCGCUCCUCUUACCAUCACCAACAGGACGUGAACUCCUCCUCAAAGUAUUCGCACCACUCUCACCGGGAGGAGAGGGACGGCAGGUCGUACCGCAGGGACGGCUCAGCAUCAAGGGAGCACGGGAGGCACCGGAACCACCACCACUCACACAACCACCACGGGCGCCGGAGGGACAGCAGGGACCGGGACAGAGAUUUCACGAACAAUACGGACCCACGGUACAGGGGCCACAGCAGCUCCAGCCAACGCUCCUCCAACAGCAUGUCUCCUCCUCCAGCGUCGUACGGAGGAUUCAACACGUCUAAAGAGCCGCCGAGCAACGACACUCCAUCCUCGUCUCGCCUCGAGCCGUCUCCCUCCUUCAGGUCAGGAGAGAGAGCAGGUGGAAGUGGGGAUAACGAUUAUCGGUCCCACCACACGCCGUUACAUCCCCCGCCUCCUCCUCCACCUCCUCCGCUCCCUCCAGCCUCCGUCAUCGCGGCGGCGGUGGCUGAAACUCUGAGCUCCCUAGACUUUGGGCAGGACAGUCCAGUCCGCGAGGAUCAAUGGAGCAAACCUAAACGCCGCCCCAGCACCCCGCCCCAACCUCCCCGCACCCCUCCACCCACCUCCCCACCCCUCGCAUCCAUUCCUUCAUCAUCAACAUCUCCAUCUUCCACCUCCCUGCCUCACCACCACCCCUCUUCUACAGCCUCUCUUUCUCCGCCCCACGCACAGCGAGACUCCUCCUCUCCAGAGCCGGACUCCACCAAUGAGAGCCUCCCGUUUGUUCACCACUGUAGCAGCUUGGACUCGCGCAUUGAGAUGCUGCUAAAGGAACAAAAAUCCAAGUUUUCCUUCCUGGCCUCCGAUGACGAGGACGAGGAAAAGAAGGACGAUGGAGGCGCGAGGAAGCAGAGAGGGGAAGAGGCCGGAGACCGAGAGAUGGGCGGAGGACAGCAGAGGAGAACGGAUGGGAGGAACAGAGUGAGAAAACAGACGGCACCACCACCAGCAGCAGGAGCAGGAGGAGCAGAUGGAAGGAAAAGCCCUAUGGACAUGGCCUCCUCUGUCGCCUCCAUCUCAGGAUUGCUGUCCGAGCCAUCGCAGGGGCAGCAGGUUCUCGUAAAGGAGGAGCACACAGCUUCAGACACCAAGGUGACCGGUGCACACACACCACCCACCUUCAACGGAGAACGUCAGCCAUCCCCUCAUUCCUCCGGAGAAGACAUGGAGAUCUCAGACGAAGAUGACGGUGAAGGUGGCAUCACUACGGUGACGCAGCACCACGCCUCGUCGUCGUCCUCCCCUGUCCCGUCGUCUCAGUCGGCUCUUCCCUCUCAGAGCGCAGACCCCACCUCCGGGUCGCCCCCGGACAGCACUCAGCACUUUGGCGCCUCCAUGCCGCUUCCUCACAUGCCUUCCUACCCUCCACACCUGCCCCCGCCUCCCCCACCCGGCUUCUCUCUCAGCCCCGCCCCUCUUUCGCACAUGGAGCUCCAUCCGGAGUACCCAAUGCCCCCCCACCUUUACGACUACGCCAACUCUGUGGAGCUGAUGAGCCAAUAUGCCGGCACGUCCUUCCAGAUGCAGGCACACAUGCUCAGCCGUCUGCACCAGAUGCGAGAAAAACACACGCCCGGCUCGGACUACCCCACCUCUUACCACAUUCACCCUCUGCCCCCUCCACCGCACACACAGCACCCCCACCACCCCUACAUGGACCAAGAUGGAGCUGCAGGGAACCACUACGACCAGGACCACCGUUACAUGCCUCCUCACAUGUCUACCUACCCCUAUCCAGACCCUCAUGCUGCCCAGAUUCCCCCUCACCACCCCCACGCCAUGCCUCCGCCCCCUCACUCCCCGUGGCCUCCUCACGUCCUACCCCAGCACUACCCCUCCCACUACCCGCCUCCGGCGUACGGCGCCGUGCCGAGCGUCGACGACGAGCAGUACACCAUGCCCAUGAUGGGGCAGAACCCUCACGAGGCAACGGUUCAGCUCGUUCUCUCCGCUCUCAUCGACGAGAUGAAGAACAUCAUGCAGAGGGACCUGAACCGCAAGAUGGUGGAGAACGUCGCCUUCGGAACCUUCGACGAAUGGUGGGAACGUAAAGAGAGGAAGGCCAAGCCGUUCCAGACCGCGAUGAGGGCCGUGUCUGUGGUGCGGGACGAGGAGAAGAAGGAAGAGAAGAUCAGUAGCCGGCCGCGUGAGCCGUUAAUGUCUCUGGUAGACUGGGCCAAGAGCGGUGGCAUGGAAGGGUUCUCUCUGCGUGGUGCUCUCCGUCUGCCUUCGUUCAAGGUAAAAAGGAAAGAACCUCAGGAGCUGGCAGAAGAUGCGUCACUGAAACGAGUCAGACCUUCGACUCCAGCAGACGAGGAGGAUGAAGACUCGUACCAGGGUAAAGUGUCGGACAGUGCGAGCCGGCCGGAGGAGACCCGAGCAGCCGAGCGGAAUGUGGUACAGAGGAGGAAAAGACCCAAACCACGUAAACCUUACGAGCUGGACAGUGAAGGAGAGGAGACGUCUGAUGAGUCGUCUUCUGAAAAGGAGGAAGAUGAAGACAGCGAGAAGGACGGGUCUGAGGAUGAAGCCCUCAGCGCAGACAGUGAUGACGAGAGUCUCUCCUCUUCAUCUGGAAGCUUGUCCUCGUCCUCUUCCUCAUCAUCUUCAUCUUCAGACGAGGACGAUGAAGAGGAGCCGGAGCGAGCGGAUGAAAGCGAGGCCCUGGACACGAUGGACGAGUCGACGAUGGACAGCGUUGCCAUGGCGAAGGACAAGGAGAAGACGAGGGUCGGAGAGUCGCCUGCUGUGGCUGCUACAGAGGUCAAAGAAGAGGACCGGGUUGCCCCUGUUGUAUCUGCAGAUCACCGGCCUCCAUCUCCUCCUGGUCCUCGGCCGUCCUCCCCCAUCCUGCCUCCUCUGAAGAAGCGCCGCAAGACCGUGUCCUUCACCACGGAGGAGAGCGAAACCAAACCCUCCAUCCACGUCCCCUCUGCACCUCUCUCUCCCUCCCCUGCCUCCGCCCCUUCUCCAUCCCUCCUUCUCUCUCCAGUCAAAUCCCAACCUCCGGAUCAGCUCAUUUCAUCUUCGCCCACCACUGUCACCCCCACCUCCACCUCCAAACCUGCCCCCAUGCUCCGCCCGUUCGCUUCACGCCCAACCAAGCCAAUGCCCCCUGCAGCCUCGCCCACCUCUGUUCUCACAGUCCCGCCCACCUCUGUUCUCACAGUCCCUCCUCCUGUGCGCUCUCUGCGUCCAGAGGAACCCCGAAAACGUUCUCCGUCCCCACAGACAACCCCGGCCAAAUCUCCUUCCAGACGUGGCAAAGAGUCUCCCAGAACCCCUCCCACUCCUGUUUGUCUCACAGUCCAGAACCUUCUGGACCACGCCUCUCUGGUCCGUGUGGCCUACGAGGAUCCCGCCCCUCUCCCACCUACGCCCAAUCAGAAAGGGCGUCCACGCGGCAGACCUCGAAUUGCCAACAUAGCUGCUUUCUCCACGCCGUUGCUCCUGGAGGAGGAUGAGUAUGAUGACGUAGAUGAAGAGGAGCUUCUGGAGCAGAGAAUGAAGCUCAGGGAGCAGCUCGGAGUGUCCAGUUUGCUGCAGCUAGCGUCCACGCCCGACCUCUCCGUGCUGGCCCACGUGGCUGCCGAGAUGGACGAAGACGUGGACUCUGAAGAGACGGAGACAUCGGACGAAGCUGAAGAGCACAAACUCGUGGGGGAAGAAGAAACCCGUCUCGUCUCGUUAGACCUGGGUGGAAUGUUCGUCCUCCAGGAGCACAACUACUUUAAAUCCACGCCUUUCCUCGUCACUCCUCUUUCUCCUGCGUCCUCUGCUGGGCAAAAGAGGACGAAACAGGACGCCGCACUGAUGCUCCCUACAGACUUCCAUCAGCACUGCGUCCAGGAGGCUCCCGAGGAGGUCAUCGGGGAAUCUCAGGCAGAAACGCCCGAGUCCUGCGGCGUGGGGCUCGUCGGGGACGAGCCCGGAGAUUCGGCAGACGUGCAGGUGCUCAGCCCCGUCUCCAAACGCAGAGGCACCUUCAAGAAGGAGGAAUCCCUGGAGAAAGGGAAGAGUAAAAAGAGGACUCGGAAAGACAAGGAGAACGUGGAGGUGCUGCCAGCAUCUAAAAAACAGAAGCAGGACCACAGCAAAAAGCAGAGGAAAGGGAAGUUAGAGGACCUGGUCCAGGAGGAGGACGUAGAUGUGGAGCAGCUGGAGACGGCUGAUCUUUCCAGCUCCACCUCCGAUUCGGUGGACUCUGACUUCGGUCUGGACGAGCAGAUAGGGUUCGAACGUGACGAGGUGAGGAAGAGCGAGCGUCUCUUCCUGCAGGAAGCCGGAGUCACGCCAUCCACGCAGAGGAAGUCCAGUUUGGUUCCGCCUCCUCUCGUUGCUCAGCUACUCUAUAAGCAUCGCAGCGAGUUCGAACAGAUGACCAUCCUGUAUGACAUCUGGAACACCGGGCUGGACCAGGAGGACAUGCGUCUUCUGAAGGUCACGUACGAGAAGCUGCUGCAGGAUGACCACAAUUUGGACUGGCUCAAUGACACGCACUGGGUUCCUCACACCAUCACUAACAUCCCGAACCCGCGGCGUAAGAAGAAGGCGCCGGGCGGGCAGCUGAGGCAGCACGUAACGGGAUGCGCCCGCAGCGAGGGUUACUACGCCAUCAGCCGCAAAGAGAAGGACGUGUACUUGGACCUGGACCUCCCCGAGGCCUUGCAGGAAGCCAUGGACUACGACGUGGCGGGUUCGAACCGUGUGCUGUCGGAGAGACGUUCGGAGCAGAGGCGUCUCCUCAGUGCCAUCGGAACCCCUGCUGUCAUGGACUCCGACCUUCUCAAACUCAACCAGCUUAAGUUCCGCAAGAAGAAACUGCGCUUCGGACGCAGCCGCAUCCACGAGUGGGGUCUGUUCGCCAUGGAGCCCAUCGCCGCAGACGAGAUGGUCAUCGAGUACGUGGGCCAGAACAUCAGACAGAUGGUGGCUGAUAAUCGGGAGAAGCACUACGCUCAGGAAGGCAUCGGGAGCAGCUACCUGUUCCGUGUCGACCACGACACCAUCAUCGACGCCACCAAGUGUGGGAACCUGGCUCGCUUUAUCAACCACUGCUGCACUCCGAACUGCUACGCGAAGGUGAUCACCAUCGAGUCCCAGAAGAAGAUCGUCAUUUACUCCAAGCAGUCGAUCGCCGUGAACGAGGAGAUCACGUACGACUACAAGUUCCCCAUCGAGGAGAACAAGAUCCCAUGUCUGUGUGGGACGGAGAACUGCAGAGGAACGCUCAACUGAAAACCACGCCCCUUUCACUCUUUCAGCCCUAUCACCUCCACAACCGCAGGACGGACACACGCAUGGCAUUCUGGGUAACGUAACAGGACGAGACGUUUGUCUCCAUGGCGACACCGUCGUCCCCCACGCCAUUUUCCCGGAUCGAGUCACAAAAGGUCUGAUUGGUUGUAUGUAAAUUUCUUUUUUUUUUUUUUUCUUCCCCCCAGCAAGGGUCUGAUUUUUGGUGUCAAAAUUCGCUUUUCUUCUGACCUGUGCAAAAGUAAUGGCACCUAUAAAUAUUGCGCUUCUUUUUUUUUUUUUUUCAGUGAACGACUCUAGAAAGCAUUAUUAUUAUUAUUAUUAUUAUUAUUAUUAUUAUUAUUAAUAAAGGGAAGGUUUCUGUCGCUAGAACACAAGGCUCCUCUGCUCACACAGCUCCUGUAGUUAGCAUUUAACUCAACAGGUUGCAACUGAUCCCCUCGUUAAUUAACCACGCUAAUCAGCGUAAUUAGCUAUGGUUAGCUGUAAUUACAUCACUUUUAACUAGUUGUUUUUUAUCUUAAUAAACUCCCCUUGUUGUAACUAAUAAUUAUCAUAAAUUCUGCUGUUUAUACAAAUUGGUUCGGUUGCAGAAUUUAUCAUUAACAUUAAUUACAAAUCUCUUUUUUUAUUACUGAUGCAAACGUGUAAAUAUUUGAAGUUCACUAGAAUGGCAGUUUACUGAAGUCUGGGGUUGUGAAGAAAAUAAAAUACAGCAAAAUAAUAAUAAUAAUAAUAAUAAUAAUAAUAAUAAUAAUAAUGAUGAAGGGUUUCUGGAUUUUUUUUUUUAUUUUCAUGAUUUAUCACAUUUCAAACCUUUUUUAUGCCUCUUCGGUCCUUCAGGUUUAAGCUCCGCCCACUUUAGUUUUUUUUUUUUUCCCUUUUCCCCACAACGAAGCGCUCAGCGACUCUCCAAGAGGACGCCAUGUGACGUGUGUGUGUGUGUGUGUGUGUGUGUGUGUGUGUGUGUGUAUAUAUAUAAAUAAUAUCAGUACAGACUCGUGCAUCGAAACAGAACAAAAAAACUCCAGAAUAAACUGUAAAUAUUGUAGAGGUGUUUGUUUCUCGUAGAAACGCACUGCUCCGCUCUGUAAAUAUGUUCUACCUUUUUCCUACUUUUUUCCUUCCCUCCAUCGCCGGAAACAACUGUACAUACACCGAUCAUUCACUUCUCUUAAUUGUUUUUUUUUUGUUUGUUUGUUUUUUUUAUUUGAUGUAUUUUAAUAUUAUUUGCAAUAUUUCUCUUGUAUUAAUGCGUUGGAUUCUUUAUUAAUGGUGCAUUAAAAUAUUUUUUAGAAAAA